CCGACUAGAAUGGCUAGGGUAGGGUGUGUUUUGGUUUCAGAAUGACCCAUAUGAUGCGGAACAAAAAUAUUUUUAUACACGAUUCUUGGGUGGAUAUGGGUGUGAGUAUGGAAUUUCGACAAUCUCUAUUUGUUAUGUACAUAGUACUAGAAUAUGUGUUUGUCCAGAUGAGUAGUGAUGACAAUGGGCGGGUCGGGACAGGUAGGUCAGUACGUACCCAUACCCGCUUUGUGCUAAGUGCUGAGUUAGGUCGCGGGUGAUACCCGCACGGAUACGGGAUAGAGCACGAGUUUACUCAUUUUUAUAUGUCAUUUGAAAUUUUUUGAUAUUUAACUAUUUUACAAGCAUCGGCGGAUCCAGAACACAGAAGAGCACUGAGUCGUAUUUUAUUAAAAAAUUAGAAUCCUAAAAUAAUUAAUUAUUAUAGUUUUUUUACAAUGUAAAUUGUACACGACGGUAUCUUAAUUUAGCAAAUGCAUCAAUAAUGUAGUCCACAUCCAUACCAAUAGUAUACAUUGUCCCAAAUAAAAUACUUGAGCAAUUGAAAAGAAAUUCAUCGCUCAUUUAUUGUGCAAAUUAGUUUUUACAUGUUUCUUUGUUCAAAAGGUUCUCUCAGGUUCUCUCUGUAGUAGUUGUUAAAACGAGCAGCGUCAACACUAGACAAAUCAAUAUCAAUUUGCAUUAUGUGUUAUACCACCAGUUGUCUUAUAAAUUUUCAAGGUAACAAACCUCAUAUUUUUUUUAGUCUAUUAUGCUUUAUAAUUUUAGGUUUCAUUUUUUUUAGACGAAAAAUCUUUGAGGCUAGAAUUUCUAGGCUAAAUUUAGAGUAGUGAUUUUAAUAUGUUCAUCUAAAUCAAUUUGCUAAUUAUAUCCAAUUUUAUUAUAAAAUAAUAUUAGGUCGAAUACCUAAAAUCGAAAAAUUAAUAAAGCCUAUGCCAAUUAUGGAUCCAUAGGAGGGCUGAGCCGGGGCUCGGGGUGGCCACCCCCUGGAUCCGCCACUGUUUACAAGGCAGAUAAAAUACUUCACAAAUAAAUUGUCAUCACUACACAUCAGUAGUUUUUUGUUUGAAAGAGGCGUAUUUAUAAAUAAUAUAAAAUUUCAUAAUUAAAUCUCUCUCAACAAAUCGAAUUAUUAGAACCAACCAUCACGUGAUAAGUUUCUUGAAAAAAGUGUUUGAAGAAAGUGAGCAAAAGGUAUGGAGGCAAGGUGCUUGGUGGCACGCAUGCAUGCAAUAUAACGCAAAUAAGUUUGGCAUUUACUGAUUUACAUCAUCAAAAAAGCUGAUCAGUGAGUCAGACACAUUCGGUCAUACCCCGCCGAAUAGAACGCAAGAAGAAGACUGACUGAGCGGAUUCAAAGAUGGAGUGCGUUUGGAAGCUCAUGAUCCACAGAUCGAUACUUUUUUGGGCUACCCAACAAAACCCAACUCCUCUCUGAUCUCAUGAUCAUCUGCAUCAAUAUCCAGUUAUCCACUUCUCCUCUCUCUCUAUAAAUUGCCAAGGCCAGAGGCCAUUUCAUCUCCACACUCAAACCCCAACCAAAAAUAACCUACUUACACUUGCUAGCUAGACCUUAGCUCCCUAUCCAAUCUACUCUUUGAACAUCAAACAUGGGCGUGACCACGGCUACCCACGAGUUCAAGUCCUCAAUCCCAGCACCUAGAAUGUACAAGGCACUGCUCGAGGACUCCCCAACCCUCUUCCCCAAGAUCAUGCCUCAAUACAAGAGCAAGGUCGUCCAGGGCGACGGAGGUGUCGGUAGCAUCCUCGAGACCUGCUUCCCCGACGAAGGGAACCAAGUGAAGAUUGUGAAGCACAAGGUGGAGGCCCAGGAUCCGGCCAACUACUACGCCAAGUACACGGUGAUUGAAGGCAGUCCAUUGAGCGACAACAUCGAGUCGGUGGUGAACGAGAGAAAGAUCGAGCCGGCCGGUGACGGAUGUGUCGUCAAAGCAACCGAUCAUUAUCAUACCAAGGGAGGUGCUGCUGACAAGGCAAUGAUUGAUGCCAUUGGGAAGCAGACUACGACGGUCUACAAGCUUGUGCAGGAUUACCUCCUGGCCAACCCUGGUGCCUGUGCUUAAUGAGUUAAUUACCUACCCCUCGUAAUCAUGUUUACGUGGCCUUAAUCACCUAAUAAGCAACUACUGUGCCUGGUGACGUUCAAGUAGUUUUUGUUCUGUCAGAAUUGUUGAGUAUUAUGUCUGUCGUUCAGUUAAUCAGUUAUACUCCUACUCUGGUUGUUGUUUUUAUGUAAUAAAGUACUGUGUGGCAUGUAGCUUGUUUUUUUGUGUCAUCCAUGUUCUACUCAUGCUGAUAAUCAGCCUGGAAAUUAAAUAAAACAGUGAUUGGUGUUAGUGUUGUAAUAUAUGAUCCACGAUUGAACCUCUCCCAACAACUCGAGUUAUUGGGAUCAACUGGGUUCUUGACAUGGUAUCAGAGCCUUCUGUGACCGAGAGGUCUUGUGUUCGAUUCCCGGUGACCCCUAUUUGUUAAGCACAUGGUAUUCUUGUCUUCAGACUUGUGCAAACUUCAAGCCCUUGUGAGUGGCUUUCGUUUGAGGGAGCGUGUUAGUUUUGUGGUAUAUGAUCCACGAUUGAACAUCUCCCAACAACUCGAGUUAUUGGUAUCAACUGGUUCUUGAAGUCCGAUUUGUCCUGUCCAACCUGAGCUGGCCCAAUCUCAUGCGGGUCAAUCUCGUAAGGCCCAAACAAAUAGAGCCCAAAACAUUGU
Molecule: messenger RNA, 2733 nt
Organism: Linum trigynum
Lineage: Eukaryota; Viridiplantae; Streptophyta; Magnoliopsida; Malpighiales; Linaceae
Source: the annotation of a GenBank genome assembly